AUGGCGCGGGAUGCGGGGGGCGUUGCGCGGGAGGGCGCGCGGAGAAACAGGCGGAAGCUGGCGGCGGCGGAUUGGGGCGCGGAGACGCGCAACGGGCGGCCGUGGUUCGACCGGUCGAGCUCGUUAAUCCAGUCGCUAGUAGACACGUUACAAGACGAGCAGAACAAGGUGGCGCGACAGGCGGGGCUCACAAACAUAACGCGGGACAUCUUAUAUCGGUACUUUUACAUCUCCAACGGCUUCGCGGCGGUGCUCACGGAGGCGCAGGCGGAGAGCCUGCGCGGCGACGCGCGCGUGCUGCAGGUGCUGCGGAGCCGCGCGGUGCAGAAACAGACGAGCGAGACGCCGGCGAUACUUAAUCUACCUAAGACGUUCUGGAGUGCGAGCUAUACGGGCGAGGACGCUGUUAUUGGCGUCGUGGAUACGGGUAUCUGGCCGGAAAACCCCUCCUUUAGCGAGGAGGGCUACAGCGGGUUCCCCCCGAGCUGGCACGCGCUGUCCACGGACUGUGCGCGCACGGCGGACUUCAAGGGGUGCACGCGCAAGCUCGUGCAGGCGAGCUUCUUCGCCUCGGCGUUUGAGAGCGAGUUCGGCGCCAUUGACACUACUUCUGACUGGCGCUCGCCCCGCGACGCUGACGGCCAUGGCUCCUGGGUCGCUGCUGCGGCAGCGGGCAAUCGCGACACGCUGAUGACAGUGGCACGCGGGCAGACCGUGGGCGCGGGCAGCGGCACAGCACCGAGGGCGCGCAUCGCAGCAUACAAGGUCUUCUGGCGCAGCACCGAAUCCCAAGGCCUCGUAGCCACGACCGCGGACAUUGAACAGGCCUUGGAUCAAGCCGUAGCGGACGGCUGUGAUGUGGUCUUGCUGGCUCUGGGCGCAGUGGACGGUGGGCAGAGCUACUUUGAUGAUCUGCCGGUGCUGUAUGCGAGUAUGGCGGGGACUCUGGUGGUGGCGGCGGCUGGGAAUGGCGGGAAGGGGAGUGAGACGGCGCGCACUGUUGUGAACUUCUCGCCGUUUUACUUGACGGUCGGGGCGAGCACCAUCAACCGGCGGUUCUCAGCGAAGCUAAUGCUGUCCAACGGCACAGUCCUGGACGUGAACGGGCUGGGCGCGGGCAGCACGGAGAUCACCAACGUGCCCAUUAUCCACUCGCCCGACGCCAAGCUCGCUACUGCCGACGCUGCCCAGGCGGACGGCUGUGCACCUGGGACGUUAGACCAGACACUGGUGACCGGCAAGCUGGUGGUGUGCGUGGCAGGGGGAGACGUGCCUCUGACCGCAAAGGUGACGGAGGCGAAGGCGAAGGGGGCGGUGGGCGUGGUGCUGCACAGCUCGCCACGCACCAACCAGCCGUACGCGCGCGACCUGCCCGUGGUGGGCGUCAGCGUGGGAGACUCCGAUACCCUCCUCGCCUUCCUCCAAACGCCCAAUCCGCGAGCGUCCCUCUCAUCCGCCUUCACCACAGCAAGCGACCUGACAGCACCAGUCAUGUACGCGACCUCCUCCACCGGCCCUCUCUCCCAAGGCGCCACCACAGACGUAUUCAAGCCCGACCUCGUCGCCCCAGGAGCCUUCAUCUGGGCCGCCUCCCGCGGCACAACCCUCUCAGACACCACAGAGUUCAAGAUCGGAUCUGGAACAUCUGUGGCAGCAGCGCACGUGGCAGGGAUCGCUGCGCUGCUCAUGCAGCGAAACCCAUCGCUCACGCCCGUGCAGGUCAUGUCGGUGCUGACGACGACUGCGAAUGCAAGCAUGGUGAGGCAGGAUCAUGUGAAGACGGAUGCGCCCACACCCAUGGACAUGGGCGCGGGGCACGUGGAUGUGGAUGAGAUGUUUAAUCCCGGGCCUGGGCUGGUUUACAAUGCUGAAGUGGCGCAUUUUCUAAGGUUUUUAACCGGGCAGAAUGCGGCUUUGGCGGGGAAGGUUUUCCAGGAUGGGCAGGUGGUGUCGCCGCUCUCCGCCCGGGAUCUCAACCGGCCGGCGAUUGCUGUGUCGAACCUGCAAGGCGCGGUUACCGUCACGCGCACGGUUACCAACCUGGGGGACACGGCGACGUAUAAAGCAACAGUGGUGGAGCCAGCUGGGGUGGAUGUGGAGGUUACUCCGUCGAGUUUCACCAUUGAAACAGGCGCUGCCAAUGCUGUGAGGUUCUCGGUGAAGCUGACCCCGCGUGCGGGUGCGGGUGCAGCAGGGGCGGGGAGUGGGUGGAGGUUUGGCAGCCUGACUUGGAGUGACAGUGCAGGCCACAGGGUGAAGUCGGUGAUUGCAGUGGAGGUUUAG
Molecule: messenger RNA, 2283 nt
Organism: Closterium sp. Yama58-4
Lineage: Eukaryota; Viridiplantae; Streptophyta; Zygnematophyceae; Desmidiales; Closteriaceae
Source: the annotation of a GenBank genome assembly